Molecule: messenger RNA, 1055 nt
Organism: Meloidogyne enterolobii
Lineage: Eukaryota; Metazoa; Nematoda; Chromadorea; Rhabditida; Meloidogynidae
Source: the annotation of a GenBank genome assembly
UCGGUGUUUAUCGCGAAAUGAAAUUGAAUAUUGAUGGUCUCAACAUUUUAUUCCCCUAUGAAUAUGUUUAUCCGGAACAAGUCCUUUAUAUGGAACAAUUGAAAAAAGCUUUGGAUGCACCUGGUCAUUGUCUUUUAGAAAUGCCUUCUGGAACUGGCAAAACCGUUUCUUUGUUGGCUUUAGUUGUUGCUUAUAUGUGUAGAUAUCCAGAUCGUUUACAUAAAUUAAUUUAUUGUUCUCGUACAAUUCCUGAAAUUGAAAAAUGUGUUGAAGAAUUAAAAAGGCUUUUUCUUUAUUACAAAAAAGUUACAGGCGCUCAACCUAAUUUUCUCGCUUUAACUCUUUCUGCCCGCAAAAAUCUUUGUAUAAAUAAGGAUGUUGUUAGUCUAAGAAAUGGAACGGCUGUUGAUGGUGCUUGUCAACGUUUAACUGCUAGUUAUGUCAGAGCAAAGCGUGUUUUAAAUCCUGACCUGCCUUGUUGUUCCUUUUUUGAAAAAUUUGAUGAAAAAAGGGAUUUAACAUUGCCAAAUGGAGUUUUUAAUUUGCCUGAUUUGAGAGAAUGGGGACGUCAAAAUGGUAUCUGUCCUUAUUUCACCUGUCGUCAUUUAAUUGAAAGAGCCAACAUUAUUGUUUAUUCUUAUUAUUAUCUACUCGAUCCAAAAAUUGCUGAUUUGGUUUCGGUAAAUGUCCGGUUGGUGUCCUACAUGUCCGCAAAGAGAAUGCGCAUUUUUCCUUCCUUUUCUUGCAUUUUUUCCUGCAAGGAGUGACGCCCAUUCUUCCCUUAUGUAUGGUAUGCCUUUUGGCACGUCGAAGGAAAGAGGAAAAAUAAUUAAAAUUAAUUAAUAAUAAAGUACAAAUAAAUAUUUUUUUAAAUGACAGAGAAAAAAACUACAUAUCAGAACGUACAGAAAUUAUUGCUUCACUUUAUACUUAUAUCAUUACCACAUUUGAGGCAGAUCCAGCCUUGUAUAUAUUCAAUAAUUAACAUUUGGGAUUUUUUCUUUGAUCCAAUAUCGAGUUCUUUAUCGACGAAAAUUGGAAUCAACAAAUUUUCU